Molecule: messenger RNA, 2563 nt
Organism: Vespa velutina
Lineage: Eukaryota; Metazoa; Arthropoda; Insecta; Hymenoptera; Vespidae
Gene: Cow
Product: proteoglycan Cow
Exons: 8
Coding region: 172-1281 (369 amino acids)
Biological process (GO): establishment of protein localization to extracellular region
Molecular function (GO): protein binding; calcium ion binding
Source: RefSeq, a predicted model, not a curated record
CAAUUAUUUUUUGUCUUUGUCUUAGGCGAACUCUGUCGUCCACUUAACUGCAAAAAGAAGGAACUCUGUUUACUCGAAGACACAUUUACUGCCGUUUGUGUAUCAAAGAAAGAACUUCACAAAUCAGGUGACGUGGUAAUACCGAAAUCAUUGGCUGUUCAACAACGACGAAUGAGAACGGAUAGUUCAGCUGAUACACAAGACGACGAUGCCUUUUUCGAUUCGGAGGACGAUGAUGAGGAUCAGGACGAGUCUAAGUGCCAGGAAUGUCCCGUGGUGAAACCGACGUUCCUCUGCGGAAGCGACAAUCGUACGUACAGCUCGCCGUGUCGUUUGGAGUACCACAAUUGCAUUCACCACACCUCCGUCCACAUUGCCUGCAAAGGCUUCUGUCCGUGCAAAGGUACAGAUUUACGGGCGCAUACGAAGAAAACGCAAACGCAGCGACAAAAAUCACUCAUGGGAAAAAUAGGUCGCAAUCAUGACUUCACUCUUACUCCACGAGAUUUCAACUAUGACAAUCAUCACUAUCGUUAUCUCAAAUAUACGAAGCGUGCGAAGACACUUGCCUCAGCUAACAGAUACGACGAUAAACAUUUGUUAAGCAACGAAGUUAUAGAAAAAUCACCAUCAUCGAUGAAAUCAAGCUACAACACGGAUUGCCCGCCAUCAUCUAAACCAGCUAUGGCAAAUCGACUUUUGGAUUGGUUUUCGGUUGUGAUGGCGGAUGCCAAGCAUCGUCGUCAACAUCCUAAACCCAUAGGUCAUUUCCCAAUUCCAUGCCAGAGCGAAGUUAGGUGGAUGUUUGGACAUUUGGACAGUGAUAGCGAUGGUAGAAUCUCGCUUUCUGAACUUUACGGAUUGGAACACGAUCAGAACGAGCCAUGCCUAAAGCCCUUCCUCGAUAGCUGCGACACUGAUGGUGAUAUUUUCGUGAGCGGUAUGGAAUGGUGCGGUUGUUUCGCAAAGGCCGAACGACCUUGCGCUGCAGUACGUAGACGAUCGCCAUUGGAAGUAGCACCGGCAUGUGAUUCCAGAGGAUAUUAUCGAAGCACUCAAUGUCAUCGAGGACUUGGGCUUUGUUGGUGCGUUGAUCCGCACGGCGUUGAAUUCGCUGGUACUAGAACUCGUGGUACAAAACCUGAUUGUGAUACAAUCGUGAACAAGAUCAGCAAUGGUGGUUUGAAAACGAAUAGCGUCGAUCUCGACGACGACGAAGAUGGUGGUACAGAUUCAACCCAGGAUCUUGAAGGUUCAGCCGAUCAGCCAUUAGAUUUUUAGAUAUAUCGAUUCGAUCGGCCCAGGAUAAAUAAAAGGAGAUAAACAAGAUAAAUAAGUAGGCUGAGCAAAAAAACAACGGCAUGUUGUAACGAUGAAGGGGAGGCGGAGGGAGCAGAGCAAAGGGAGCAACACCUUAAAAACAUGAUGUUUGUAGUAUUUUAUAAUCGCACGAGUAAUUCCUUUCUUGCGGAUUGUGUUGCCCGUCUAUUCGUCCAUCGACCUCGAAAUUGAGGGCAUCGUUAAAAGAGAAAAAGAGAGGAAAGGAGAACGAGAGAGAGAGAGAGAGAGAAAGAGAAAGAGAGACGGAGAGAGAAAGAGAGACGGAGAGAGAAGAAGAAAAAGUGAAAAAAAGAAAAAAGGCUCAGUUUAUAAUCUGAAUAAUGAAGGCGAGCCAAAAUGGAAUUAGAAAGCAAUGAGAGAAGCACCUUGUUAGCUAUUUGAUUCGUUCUACGACAAUGAUUCACUAAAAGUAGAAAGAAAUUAUUAUCAAUAUUAUUAUUAUUGUUAUUGUUAUUAUUAUUGUUGUUAUUAUUAUUAUUAUUAUUAUUAUUAUUAUUAUCAUUAUUAUUAUUAUUAUUAUUACUACUAUUUGUCUUUCAUUUUAUAUAUCUAUCUGUCUAUCUCUCUUUCUCUCUUAUCCUUUAAAUCCUCACGAAACUCAUGUUUCUUGCAAAUACAACAAACAACAACAAACAACAAACAACAACAACAACAACAACAACAACGCCUUUUCCUCUAAUGCGAUACUACUACGAUUAGUUAGAGUUAGAUAUCUUACGUCAUUUGUGCAAUAUACAAUACAAUGUAGAUUCUCAUCGUCGCAAUGCGAAUUGGCUUGUACGUUAAAUGAAAUCUAUUAGAAAAGGAACGUCGAUCUGUGUGUCGUCUUUAUCUGAUCCUUUGAAAAAAAAAAAUAAUAAUAAAUAAAUAAAUAAAUAAAUAAACAAAUAAACAAAUAAAUAAAUAAAUAAAUAAAUAAAUUACAUUGCCGUGCACAAUUCGUCUGUAAGUAGAUAUAGAAUCGUGGAAUUUGUUAAUGCGAAGGUCGAAGUUGAAGAGGGAGAAAAAAAUAAAAGAAGAAAAAGAAAAUUGAUGAAGAAUAUGAGCGAUAGAAGAUGGGGGGGAAAAAAAAAGGAUGUGGGAGUACCGAUAAAAGAAGACAAUUCUUCAUUUUGUUAGCCGGAUAAAUUCCCGCUGUAAUGUGGGUGAUAGAAGAAAAAAGGAAAAAAAGAAAAAAGGACGAAAGAAGCAUUAGAUAUGGAAGAUACCAUUCGACGAGAAA